Molecule: messenger RNA, 2467 nt
Organism: Parasteatoda tepidariorum (common house spider)
Lineage: Eukaryota; Metazoa; Arthropoda; Arachnida; Araneae; Theridiidae
Source: RefSeq, a predicted model, not a curated record
AUGGGUAUAGAGAAAUGCGGAGAAAUUAAGUUAGUACACAAGUUGUUUGGCGGUGUAUCAUCAGGUGAGAAGCAUCAUUCUCAAUACAAAGUUACUUUAGCGAGUAUGGAUAACAAAUUUAAUUGCAAAGUACUUUGUUUAGAUCAACCAGUGAUUUGUGAUUAUGUCAAACGCAUCCCCUAUGGUCCAUGGAUAAAGGAGUUGAAUGAAUAUGGAAUUUGUGUGAAUGAUACUGAGUACAGUUCUCUAGGAGUAUCAAAUGACGUCAAAUUAUUACUUGGAGCUGAUGUGGCCGGCAAGCUUUUCACAGGCAAUGUAAAAUGUUUGAUUGAAGGUCCUGUUGCUGUUGAGUCACAUCUAGGGUGGACUCUUAUGGGGAAGAUACCUAUAAAUGAUAUUGCUGCGACGACAAAUUCUUCUCUUUCAUUGCUUUUAGCUGAAGCAUCUAUGAAUCAAUUGUGGUCAUUGGAUGUUUUGGGAAUCACAGAUCCAUCUGCGAAGAAAGUGCAGGCAGAGUUGCAAAGAGCUACACAAGAGUACUUUUUGGAAACAAUCAGACUAGAUGUAGAAAACCGUUUUGUGGUUAGCAUGCCUUGGCUGGAAGAUCAUCCUCCAUUGCCAACCAACUAUGACCUGGCGUAUAAAAGAUUGAAUUCGACUGUCAACCGACUUAAAUCGCAGUCGAUUUAUAAAGAGUAUGAGCAAGUUUUUAAUGAAUGGAUGGAGGAGGGAAUAAUAGAAGAAGUAAAGGAUAAUUGUGAGGAAAAUGUACACUACCUACCUCAUCGUGCAGUUAUGAAACCGAAUAGCACCACCAAAAUUAGACCCGUAUUUGAUGCUUCAGCUAAGGCCAAAGGUUUUCCUAGUUUAAAUGAUUGCUUAGAAAAGGGUGAAAAUCUUAUUGAAUUGAUACCAAGCAUUUUGAUGUGGUUUAGGACUGAGAGAAUUGGAGUCAUUUCAGACAUACGUAGAGCCGUCUUACAAAUCGGACUUACUGAAACUGAUAGAAAUUACCUAAGAUUUUUGUGGCUUAGUGAUGAAGGCUUGAAGGUUUACAGGCAUUGCAGGGUAGUAUUUGGAGAAACCUGUAGCCCAUUUUUGCUGUCCUCAACUAUCAAAUACCUUCUGAUGAAUGUUUUGAAGGAAAUAAGGGAACAAAAAUCUACUUAUCCUGGAUAUGUUGUACAAAAACUAAUGAAAAGUUUUUAUGGAGACAAUUGUGUCACGAGUGUCAAGGAUGUAAAAGAAAUGAAUGUGUUUGAAAGAGUUGCUACUGAAAUAAUGGCAAGUGGAAAAUUCGAUCUUAGAGGGUGGGAGCACGCCAACUUAACCGAGGAAAAUUCUCAGACACCUACAAAUGUUCUUGGUAUGAGCUGGGAUAAGAAAUAUGAUACUCUUCAAGUGAGUACAGGUUGCAUUAAAGAGCUUAACAUUGAGAAAGUAACGAAGAGAACCAUCCUGUCAGCUGCACAUAGACUUUUUGACCCCUUGGGUAUGAUCUGUCCUGUAACGUUGAUCCCAAAAUUGCUUCUUCAGAGCAUUUGUAAGUUGAAACUGAAUUGGGAUGAUGAUGUUGAUGAAAACAUCAUAAGAGAAUUUUUAAAAUGGAUUGAAGGUGUACUGUACAUUGAGAAAAUUAAUAUUCCAAGGUAUUUUGAAUUAAGUGGAUCCAAGAAGUGUUCCAUAUAUUUCUUUUGUGAUGCAAGUAAAUUGGCCUGGAUCAAAAGAAGUGAACCGUGGGCAAUUUUUGUUUAUAAUCGAGUGUGUGAAAUCAGAGAGCAGACUGAUGUUAACAUCUGGAGGCAUGUUCCUGAGACGAUGAACCCAGCUGAUUCACCAAGUAGAGGAUGUUCGGUGCAACAGUUUCUGCGAUUGCAAUGGAGGGAGGGUGGCAGCCGGUUACACUUACCUCAAGAAUUGUGGCCUUCGUCUGGAGAUGUCGUUAAUGAGGAGGAAGUGAACUGGGAGAAAAGAAAAGGUGUCACAACCUCAGUGAUAAAUUGUGAAAUGAUUAAAUUUUUGAGUUCUAAUAUUUCUAAUAAUCGAAAAAUUGUACAUACUAUGGCGUGGGUGACGAGAUUCCUUUUUAAUUGCAAAAAUGAAGAAAGAAGAAAAGGAGAUCUUUCUGUAAAUGAAUUAGAGGAAGCUGAGAAAAUCACUGUAUACUUGAUACAACAGGAAUCAUUUACAAGAGUUUCAGAUAAAAGCCUUAAAACUCUAGAUAUAAUUAUUGAUAAGAAAGGAAUCUAUAGAUUAAAAACAACUAGGAAAAGUAAAUCUUUAUCAAGAUCUUGUAAAGUAUGCAAGCGUUUUUCUGCCAAACCAGUAGACCCACCAACUACAUCUCCACCAAGUGAGAGAGCUCAAGAUGCAGCUGUUUUCCAAGUAACGGUUGUGGACUUUGCUGGUCCUUUUGAAGAUGGCAACGAGAAGAGUUUUUGUGGUUGCCAUGGUGAUGGUUUAGAAU